AUUGAGAAUUCAAGACACGGAUUUGCGAGUCUUAUAGUACAAGUGCCUGCGGUAAUACUUCUUAAAGCAACUUUAGAGUAAUUUUUGAAGAUGUCCGGAAGAAGAAGAGUCCGACUUCCUGGAAGAUUUCAAGAAGGUGAAAGACUAUGGUAUGUAGUCCAAUUUACUAUGGAUAGCCAAUUAAGUGACCCCAUAUCUGCAGACGAUAUAGAGGAUGAGGAUGGGAACACAGGCGAAGACCGUACAUUCAAGGUCGGCGACCUCUGUUCUGCAGUAUGGCGUGAUGGGGUCAAUUACGAAGGAAAAAUUGUGUUUGCCUCUGAGGACAAAGAAAAGUGCUUAAAAUAUAAAGCAUCAGAGAAAAAAAAGAAUCCAGGAAAAAGGAAGGUCGAAGACGAACUUUCUAAAAAGAAAAAAGAGAUGGCAGAAAAGAAGAAAAAAGAGAAUCAAAAGAAGGCAGAAACAGCAGUAAAAAAUGCGGAAGAAAUCUUCAAAACAUGCAUGAGGAAUGAUUCAGAAGUAGGUUCUAACACAACUAAUACUAGUACAUCCCUGUCUACUGCCCCAGCCACAUCUCCCCCUUGCUUGACCUCCCUGUCUACCCUUCCAUCCACAUUUCCUCCUAAUACAAUCCCUCUGUCUACCUAUCCAUCCACAAUUCCCCUUAACACAACACCUUUGUCUACUUACCAAUCCACACUCGCAUGUUCCCCCAGCAUGGCUCCUCUUUCAACUCACCCAACACCAUCUGCAUUUCCCCCCAACAUGACACCACUGCCUAUUUAUCCAUCCACGCUGCCACUUACUACAACACCCUUUACUUAUCAACCACCAUCUGCUCAUCCCUUCAGCAUGGCAUGCAUGCCUGUAUACCCAACCCCACCUUCGAUUCCUUCUGACAAACCACCUGUAUCUACUGCUCCUCUGACUCCUCCAUUGCCCAGCUCCAACUCUGGCACUAAUUUGGCAACAUCAUCUUCUUUUCAACACCAAUCCUCAUUUCCAUCUAAUUCUGACAACAUAGCAAUGUCUAACUACCAAAACCUCCCCUCAUUCCCUCCUAGCACAGUUUCUUCUUUUCCAUCUCAGCUUACUCCUCCUUCUUCUGACUCAAGUAGUGCUUCAAACCCAUUACUAAACUUUUCUUCAUUAUCUUCUCCCCACCCAUUAGAUACAGUACAAUGUGGGAAUUGCGAAUUGAAGGAACAAAGCUUCAAAAACCUACAGUCCUUUGCAGACCAACUCGAAAGAGAUUUGGAUUUCUGGAGGACUGAGGCCAGCAAAUUAAAAGCUGAACUAGACUUGCUGAGACAGGAAGAGGAGAAGGGAAAAGUUUCAAUUUAUUCGAGCUCAGAGCACUAUAUGCCGAAAAGAGGAACAAAAAUUAAUAAGUGCCACUAUAAAUUUCUUGACAACAAUGAAACAGUCCCUGCUGGGUACACACAGCUGGUGGAGGGACACCGACUAUUCGUCCCAGUUACGUGGUUAAGCGAUUUACAAGGCGCUUUCAAAGGAAAGACGAAAACGUGUGCCUUCAAACUCAUGAUAAACGGCUUCUUUGAACCUCAUGAGAUGGUUGGCACAACAGGAUGUAAGGUCGCAGAUUCCGAAUUAGGAAGAGCCCUGAAAGCAUAUGCCCUAAAAACCUUCACCAUGGAUGGGAAAACUGCCAUCUCAACAUUUAAUGCAAAAAUUGGGACUAUGGUCCGGGCCCAUAAGAAAAUUCAAAAGGACAAAACCAGUGCUGUUAUCAUGGCAGCUUGGCAUAAACUUGGCACAGCAUCAUGUCCCAAUGUGAUACAGAAGCCGACAGUUAUAUCAAUGGUGGGAUUACCAGCCCGUGGCAAGACGUACAUGUCAAAGAAAUUGACGAGAUAUCUCAACUGGAUCGGAAUUAAAACGAAAGCUUUUAACGUCGGGGAAUAUCGACGGGCCGCCACUGACAAGUAUCGGAAUCAUGACUUUUUCCGACAAGAUAAUACGGAGGCCCAGGCAAUUAGACAGAAGUGUGCUUUGAUGGCAAUUGAUGAUGCCUGUAAGUUUCUUCAAAAUGGAGGUGAGGUUGCUGUACUGGAUGCCACCAACACAACUGGAGAGAGAAGAAAACUCCUUUUUGACAUCAUUCAGGUCAAGAACAAGUUCAAGCUGUUCUUUGUGGAGUCCAUCUGUGACGAUCCUUCUAUCAUUGAAGCCAAUAUUCUGGAAGUAAAGGUGUGUAGUCCAGACUAUAUAGGGAUGAAUAAGGACGAUGCAGUGGAGGAUUUUAUGCAGAGAAUAGAACACUACAACAACAUGUACGAAUCGCUGGACCACAACAAGGAUAAAGACCUCUCCUAUAUACAGAUAUUUAACCAAGGGGAGAGGUUCCUAGUUCAUAAGCUAGCAGGUCAUCUACAAAGUCGUGUUGUAUAUUACCUCAUGAAUAUUCAUGUGUUGCCAAGAACUAUAUACUUAACAAGGCAUGGAGAAUCUCAGAUGAAUCUAGAGGGGAGGAUUGGGGGAGACAGUGAAUUGUCACCAAGGGGGGACGAGUAUGCCUCUGCCUUAGCCCGUUAUGUGGAAAAUGAAAAAAUUGCUAAUCUAAAAGUGUGGACUAGUGAACUCAAGCGAACGAAAGCAACGGCCAGACAUGUAGAUGCCCCAGUGGAGCACUGGAAAGCUCUGAAUGAAAUUGAUGCUGGUAUAUGUGAGGGGAUGACCUAUGAGGAAAUUCAGGCCCAGCACCCCAUGGAAUUCGCAAUGAGGGAUCAGGAUAAAUUUCACUACAGAUACCCAGGAGGGGAGUCCUACCAGGACCUAGUGGCUAGACUAGAACCAGUCAUUAUGGAACUGGAGAGACAGGAGAAUGUGUUGGUGGUAUGUCAUCAAGCCGUGGCCCGCUGUCUGCUGGCAUACUUCCAGGACAAAUCCUCAGAGGACCUAGCGUAUCUGAAAGUUCCACUUCACACAGUAAUCAAACUCACACCAGUAGCAUAUGGCUGUAGGGUUGAAUUUGUUAGCCUGAACAUCGAGGCUGUGAACACUCAUCGAGAAAAACCAAAGAAUGUUGAACCCCACAGAAGUAACACAGAGGCCCUGGAGACUGUGCCAGACCAUAUAUGAUGUUGUCAUGGAAAUACUAGGGAAUCGUCAUAGCAACAACUUCAAGCUGCUGUUACCUUAGACACAAGGAAUACAUCAAUACCAACACACAGGAUGAUGUUCUCAUCCUACUCAAUUGCUGAUAGCUUGUCUUUCUAUGGAAUGUUAAAAAAUG
This is a messenger RNA of Saccostrea cuccullata (small rock oyster), 3256 nucleotides long. RefSeq lists its product as uncharacterized. Gene Ontology annotation, cellular component: cytosol. Gene Ontology annotation, molecular function: 6-phosphofructo-2-kinase activity; fructose-2,6-bisphosphate 2-phosphatase activity; ATP binding. The record is from RefSeq and is a predicted model, not a curated record. Lineage: Eukaryota; Metazoa; Mollusca; Bivalvia; Ostreida; Ostreidae. Gene Ontology annotation, biological process: fructose metabolic process; fructose 2,6-bisphosphate metabolic process.